UGCGGCGCCGCCAGGGUCCAAGGGUCGAAGGCGGCAGGUCGGGCGGCCCGGGCCCGGAUACCCUGGCCGGGACCCCUGGCUCAGACCCCCUGGUCCGGACCCCCUGACCAGAACCCCCUGGCCCGGACCCCCCGGCCGGGCCCGUCGCCGCGCACAGCCGUCAUGUCCAGGGCCGGAGGGCCCGGGACACCAACGAGGGUCGGAGUCGCCGGCUUCGGCCGGCUCGGCCAGUAUCUGGUCCAGCGACUGCUCUCCGAGGGGCCCGCACUGGGCCUCGAGCUGGUCUUCGUAUGGAACCGGGACCCCCGCCGGCUGGGAGGGGCCGUGCCCCCCGCCCUGCAGCUCCUCGACCUGGCAACCUUUGCGGAGAGGUGUCCUCAUCUAGUAGUUGAGGUGGCGCAUCCCCAUGUUGCGAGAGACUUCGGGCCCCAGAUACUGAACAGCAGUGACCUCAUGGUGGGGUCUCCCUCAGCCUUCGCGGAUCAGGAUACGGAGCGAAGCCUGCGUGAGGCCUCCAGGCGCGGGGGCCACACAGUGUUUGUCCCCCGGGGUGCGUUGUGGGGGGCGGAAGACAUCCGGAGGCUGGACCAGGCUGGGGGGCUGCAGAGCCUGCGGGUUACAAUGGCGACGCAUCCGGACGGUUUCCGGUUGGAGGGCCCCUUGGCGGCCCGUCUGGCAGGGCUGGGAAAAGAGGAGGGCGAGGGGGCCGGAGAUGGGCUGGGACGCCGGUGGGUGCUGUACGAGGGCCCGGUCCGCGGCCUGUGCCCCUCCGCCCCCCGCAACUCCAACACCAUGGCCGCAGCCUGCCUGUCCGCUCCCGGGCUGGGAUUCGACCGGGUCAUCGGGCGGCUGGUGGCCGAUACCAGCCUCGUCGACCAGCACGUGGUGGAGGUGGAAGUAACCGGCCCCCCGGGCCCCGGCGGCCGCAGCUUCUCCGUUCGGACGCGGAGGGAGAACCCGGCUGACCCCGGGGCCGUCACCGGCUCGGCCACGCUGGGCGCCUUCUGGACCAGCCUCCUUGUCUGCUGUGGCCGCAGCCCGGAGCCCGGAGUCCAGCUCUGUUAGUGGAUUGGAAAGUCAGCCAAGACACCUCCUGUGGAGAAGAGACGAGAGACAACUUUGCCCGAUCGCCGUUCGGCCCUCCCUUCUGCCUCAGUUCUUCUUUUCUUUCUGAUCUUCCCCCCUUCUCCUUCCUUACCAACACCGCCUCCCACCCCCGGCCCUUUUCCUUUAAUUGAGUAAAUUUUGACUUCUGGAACCUGUUGGCCCCUUCCCACACCACA
Messenger RNA from Ornithorhynchus anatinus (platypus), 1283 nucleotides. It is a transcript of the gene ASPDH, whose product is annotated as aspartate dehydrogenase domain containing. Gene Ontology annotation, molecular function: L-aspartate dehydrogenase [NAD(P)+] activity; NADP binding. The transcript is spliced from 7 exons. NCBI's taxonomy places the organism in Eukaryota, Metazoa, Chordata, Mammalia, Monotremata, Ornithorhynchidae. The record is from RefSeq and is a predicted model, not a curated record. The coding region runs from base 163 to 1065 and encodes 300 amino acids. Gene Ontology annotation, biological process: NAD+ biosynthetic process.